Messenger RNA from Tripterygium wilfordii, 1799 nucleotides. RefSeq lists its product as uncharacterized. NCBI's taxonomy places the organism in Eukaryota, Viridiplantae, Streptophyta, Magnoliopsida, Celastrales, Celastraceae. The transcript is spliced from 4 exons. The record is from RefSeq and is a predicted model, not a curated record. The coding region runs from base 480 to 1694 and encodes 404 amino acids.
UUGUUUAAAACCCAGAAACCAAUAAGAUACUAUUCGGUGCAUGUGCAACAAAUAGCAUUCAUGGGGAUUCACACCAUUAAUUAUUGUGGGGGAAAUCUGUUCAACCAAGUGUGUGCUGUUCCAAAUGUAGCAGACAAAUCUCUUGAGUCUCUUCUUCCAAUUUGAACUGAUAAUUAAUGCACCGGUUUGUCCACAUUCCAUGAAUUGAUCCCAUCAUUUGGCAGCUCUUGCCUCCUCCAUCGCCAUGAGGGUUGUCCAUACAUGCGGACAAACCAAGUCCCUAAAACAGGAACGUCUACCAGCUGUAUGAUUAAAUGUCUCAGACAAAAAUUCUUUCUUUUUUCAACAUUUUCGGUAACAACUAUUGACAACUCCCAAUCUCGACCUUUCCAGCACUCAAGCAGCCAAGAAAUUGAACACCCAUUUCACUAAACUUGCAGUAGAUUUCGAUAACUUGGUGUUUUGGUCCCUCCAACACCAUGAACAGAGCUUCUUCUUCUUCUGCCUACAAUUUGGGUACAAUUUUGAGUCCUGGGGUCUUGGAUUAUCAGGACAACAGCAUGGAUGGGAACAAAGGAUGGAGUUCAGAACGUGUGCCUCGCCAUUCAAGCGGCGGCAGUAGGAGGCAUAUCAGCGCAGCUACGUUGACGCCUUUUUAUAGCGGAAGGACGAUGCCUUCUAAGUGGGAUGAUGCAGAGAGGUGGAUAUGCAGUCCUCUCUCAGGUUACGGUGGGGCUAAGAGCUUGAACUUUCAGAGUCAGCGGCGGCAGAAGUCGAAAAGUGGGCCUAUUCCUAUUGUGCCUCAAGGAAUUGGAUUCUAUUCAAAUUCUUCACCUGCAAUGCAGGUUCUCGAUGGUGAUAGAGUGAGGAAUUUUGUGGUGGCAGAAUCUCCAUUCUCAACUGGAGUUUUUAUGCCUGGUGGGAUUCCUCAGCAUUACAGAGGAUUGGUGGGGAAUGACAACAGUUUUGCACAAUCGACUGCUCCAACACGAUGGACAGAUUUGGCCAGCGAGUCCUCAUUGCCCGGCGCUCUAGAUGAGAAAGUUGAUGACAUGAGGGAUGCGGAAACCAUGGUCUCUCCUGCUGUGUCGAGAAGGGAUAUGGCCACCCAAAUGAGCCCUAAUAGCACAAGCUCAUCUCCCAGAGGAAGGCCUUCCUCUCCUCCAUUUACACUUCCUGAUGACCAUCCUGCUAGAAUGGAAAUCAGGGAAGUACAGGUCGAUAAGCGAGCUACUAUAAUUAGCUCACCAGAAAGAGGUGGACCUUACUCACCUAAGAAAGGAUUUCCAGAUGAUGUAGACUUCAAUCAAAAUGCCCCAAGUGCUUGUUUUUCUUCUUGGGAGACAUCAGAGACGGCAACAAAUGUGUCAAAGCCAUGUAAUAGCUUCAAUUUCUCGUGCAGAUUACAAAGGGAGGAAGCAAGAAUCACUGCCUGGGAAAACUUGCAGCAGGCAAAAGCAGAAGCAGCAAUAAGAAAACUCGAGAUGAAACUGGAGAAGAAGAGAUCAUCAUCAAUGGAUAAAAUUUUAAACAAUCUAAGAAUAUCACAUAAGAAAGCUCAGGAGAUGAGAAAUUCAAUAUCAGACAGGCAGGACAAUCAAAGCUCCAAGACAUACCACAAGGUUACAUUCUUGAGUAAGCAUGCUAAGAUAUCUUCCUUAAAGAGUUGCUUCACCUGCUGCUAUGUUUUAUAGUUUCCGUCGAAGCUCCAUUCACAAAAUGGAUAAGACUUUGGUUUUAGUGUGUAUGAUUUUGGUUUUUUGAGAAUGAAUGUGAAACUUCGAUAUGAACUUGAAUUU